This is a messenger RNA of Paraglomus occultum, 861 nucleotides long. The record is from the annotation of a GenBank genome assembly. Lineage: Eukaryota; Fungi; Glomeromycota; Glomeromycetes; Paraglomerales; Paraglomeraceae.
UGCCUCCUCAAGAGAUAUGGCUUUCUUACACAUUUGUGAGCAAGGGGAUUCGUAGUGGGGUCCAAUUGCCACUUAGCAGCCGUGUCAGCCAACUCAAGGAGGCCAUCAUAAACAGCAUAUCAGAUAGGCUUCCGAGCUGCAGACCAAGUGACCUCACCCUUUCAACUGCGCCUUUUGAAUCCUCUAAUGACAUUGCAAUACUUGAUAACAGUCAAAUAAUUGAGAAUUUUAUGGAUAUGUUGGAAGAGAACAGAGUAUAUGUCUACACACCAUUUGGUAAUGCUGAACCUGCUCAGCUUGAGUUUAAUGCCAAUAUGUGGCAUAGUAACAUUGAAAGCAAAGUUGACCAAAUUCAAUUACAAGAUGUUGCCACACGCCCCUCUAUUAGUGGUAAAAGUGUGGGAAAGGGCUUUGAGAACUUUCUUGAGUUUAAGAAACAGGACUAUUUCUUUCUGGACAAGUCAAUCUAUUGCAAGAAGCUCUUUGAUGAUGGAGACAUUGCCAGUCUCAUUCUCCGUCCACGUCAAUUUGGGAAAUCAAUGCUACUAUCAAUGAUUGAGUAUUUCUUUCAGACACCCAGACCUGAUGAAGAUUUGACCCUGAGAUUCAACAUAUUUAAAGACUUGAAGAUAAGUGGAGAAAAAGAAUUCUUUAAGGAGUGUUUUGCAAAGUUCCCUGUUAUUCAUGUAUCUCUCAAUGGUCUAUCUUCAGAUUCUUAUGAAGACAUGUUGUGUAGUUUUGCUGAUACCAUCAAAGAUGUGUAUGAAUCCUAUCACUACAUCAAGCCUGAGUUGGAUCAAAGUGCCUUUAACUUGUUUGAAAGGAUCACUAAUGGCAACUCAUCCAGGACUGAUCUCAUCA